AGUAUUUAUUACCCCAAAAAAAGAAGUACCAAAGUUGAGUCGACAGAGACAACGACGACUGUCCGAUGGCUUCUCCACUAAAGAAGCUCAUCUCAACCUUUUUGUUUCUCUUAUCCUCAACCGUCAUCAUCGUUGCCUCAUCAGAACCACUGUGUCAUCCUUAUAAAUCGAUCAUAAGCUUCGGUGAUUCCAUAGCCGACACCGGAAAUUAUCUACGUCUCUUCGACGUCAAUCAUCUUCCUCAAGCCGCAUUUCUACCUUACGGCGAAACCUUCUUUCAUCCUCCCUCUGGCCGUUACUCCGACGGCCGUCUUAUCAUAGACUUCAUCGCUGAGUUCUUGGGACUGCCAUACGUACCACCUUAUUUCGGAUCUCAAAACGUGAGCUUCGAGCAAGGGAUUAAUUUCGCGGUGUAUGGAGCAACUGCCCUGGAUCGUGCAUUUCUAAUGGAAAAAGGAAUUGAAUCUGAUUUCACCAAUGUUAGUUUAAAUGUUCAGCUUAACACAUUCAAGCAGGUUCUACCUAACCUCUGCGCCUCGUCUUCUCGUGAUUGCAGAGAGAUGCUUGGAGACUCGCUGGUACUCAUGGGAGAGAUUGGUGGAAACGACUAUAACUAUCCCUUCUUCGAACGCAAAACUGUCAAUGAGAUUAAAGAGCUUGUUCCUCUAAUCAUCAAAACUAUUUCUUCAGCAAUUGUGGAUUUGGUAGAUUUGGGAGGCAAAACCUUUUUGGUACCUGGAAACUUUCCAAUAGGAUGUUCUGCGUCAUAUCUUACUCUAUUUCAUAAUGCAAAAGAAGAAGAACAUGACCCUUUCACUGGUUGUAUCCCAUGGCUCAACGAAUUUGGAGAGUACCAUAAUGACCAGCUUAAGACCGAACUCAAACGACUACAAAAACUAUACCCGCAUGUUAACAUUAUUUAUGCUGACUACUACAACUCCAUCUACACGUUUUUCCAAGAACCAGCCAAAUACGGAUUUAAGAACAGACCUUUGGCUGCUUGUUGUGGAGUUGGAGGUAAAUACAACUUCACUGUUAAUGAAGAGUGUGGAUACAGAGGAGUUAACUAUUGUCAAAAUCCAUCUGAGUAUGUAAAUUGGGAUGGUUAUCAUUUAACCGAAGCUGCAUACCGCAAGAUCGCUCACGGUUUACUCAAUGGUCCAUAUGCAACUCCUGCAUUUGAUUGGUCCUGCCCUGGCUCUGCAUCAGUGGAUAAAAAAUAUUCUUUCAGCAGUUAAUACGAAUCCAUUUGUUGUAAAAAAAAUUGAAGUAAAAAACAUUUAGUAAUGAAAGGAUGAUGAUGAUGAUGAUAA
Molecule: messenger RNA, 1313 nt
Organism: Brassica oleracea var. oleracea
Lineage: Eukaryota; Viridiplantae; Streptophyta; Magnoliopsida; Brassicales; Brassicaceae
Product: GDSL esterase/lipase At1g28670
Exons: 5
Coding region: 66-1238 (390 amino acids)
Molecular function (GO): hydrolase activity, acting on ester bonds
Source: RefSeq, a predicted model, not a curated record